Bactrocera oleae (olive fruit fly) is the source of this 7887-nucleotide messenger RNA. RefSeq lists its product as uncharacterized. The record is from RefSeq and is a predicted model, not a curated record. NCBI's taxonomy places the organism in Eukaryota, Metazoa, Arthropoda, Insecta, Diptera, Tephritidae. Gene Ontology annotation, cellular component: nucleus. Gene Ontology annotation, molecular function: nucleic acid binding; exonuclease activity.
GUUCGUAGUUCCCCUAACGGUAAGACGCGCUGCCAGCGUUGUGCCACGAGUUUAAAAUAAAUUUACGAGAUAUUCAUACAAGAGAUAGAUGCAGGUUCGUGGUGCAUGAAAGGUGAAUAAAAAUUUCAAAAAAAAAAAAAUUAUUGGUAAACUGAAAACGGGAAUUUUUUUAUACGUAAGCGUGUUAAUAACGGGAAUUUUGUUUGUUCAUUGAAAUAUAAUUAAGUAUUUGAAGUAAAUAAUUUUCGUUAUUUUUUUUCAUUUCAAAUAUAGUGUUUUGCUUUCGAAGACUGCUGUCUUAUGCCGUAACGUAACGCUGCCAGCGUAAAGUGCAGUAUGCCAUAAGAAAGCAUAUUUUAUAGUGAAUUAUUCAAAAUAUGUAAAUAGCACACUUUUUCCGUGCAAAGUUCGAAAAGGUCAAGUGAAGUGAACUCAGCAGCAAAAAGUGUUGCAUGCGAGAAAAAUAUUCUAAACGAAAAAAUAAAAUUUUGAAUGGCCACUGGUCGCAGUUAGAGCGUAGUUGUCAUUAAUGAAUGUGCAACAACAACAAUAAAAGAAAUUUUACAAAACACAAAACGAAUUUGUUGUGUCAACAACGGCAGUCAGUUGCAGUCGUCAGGCGAAGUGGACGCGCUGUUUGUUGUUAGCCUAGAUCUUACUAAACGAAGAUAAAUAUCUACAUAUCUGUCGUAUCGAUAUUCAUACUUAUGUAUGCACGAGUAUGUACGUGUCUCUAAUAAUAGUGCAAAGUGAAAGCGGCAAGAAUUUUUAAAGAAUUUAACUAAUAAUCGAAGCGAUAAAAAGUUAUAAAGCAAAAGAAUGCAAAAAGAAGUAAAAGGUUGAAGAAAGUUGAGAUAAACAUUUGGUAAAAAAUAUAAAAAAAUUGUAAAAUACUUCUUAAAAAGAACAAAAACAACAAACGACAAGUAGAAAACGUGAAGAAAGCAUCGCUUAAUUAAAUCAACGGUUUCGUUUAUUAUACUUUGUCUAAAGGUUGAGACUUGUUUUGUUUCGUUUCCACAACGUUUCGGCGUUGACAUACAUAACACAGACGCUGAACUUUGAGAUUAACGAUGAUGUGUGCUUUGUUUUGCACAAUUAAAUUUCAUUUUGUAUGCAGUCAGUGCAAAUGUAAACAAUGGCAGUGAAGGUGAUUUGAAAUCAGCUGGUUUUGGAGGCAGUGCAAACUGGGAUUUAGAAAAAUAAACAGAAAACGAAAUAAAGAAAUUUAGAAACAAAAACUUUAAUUUAUUUAAAAUAAUUAAAGUAAUAAAAUUUUAAUUAAAAAAUUUGAGAAAACUGAAAUAUUAAAAACUAAAAUUAAUUACAAAAAUUAAAAAAAAAAAUUUUAAAUUAAAUUAAUUAAAACUAAAAAUUAAAAUAAAAUCGAUUAAAAAUUUGUUUUAAAGUGAAAAAGUGUACAAAGCGCCUGCUUUUGCUUAAAACGCAGAAACUGUCGAAACAGUCAGUGGCAAUAAAAUUAAAAACAGCAAAAAAGCAAUCGCAUACACUCAUAGAAUUUUCGUAGAAAUCCCUAAAUAAUUGCGCUGACGUCAGUCUGUGUGGCGCGACAACGUGCGCACCUAUAAACACAUACUUACACAUGUGCUUAUUGUUGUUAGUACGUACUUAACUAUGUACUAUGUGAGCAGAGAUUUGCACUCGUUUUGCGCAGAAAAGGCAACGUUGAGCCAAUUGUUAUAGGAAUAAAUGAAAAUAAUUCACUUAAAUCGCCACUAAAUGUGGAAAAUGCUAGAAAACGUGUCAAAAUCACAAGUAGACGAAAGUAAAUAAUAACAGAAAAUAAUAAAAGCCAAGAAAAAACUCGCCAAUUAUUUAAAAUUGAUUUUGACUCGUGUUUUGUGCAGUUUUUGUUGUGAAAUGCACUCGAGUUGUUAAUAUUAUUGUAAAUUUAUGACGUGCAAAUAAGGCGACAAAUCAACACGAAUAUAUCAAUUUUUCUGACGCGAAAAACCUCUUACGUGCAGUCAUUUUGAAGCGACAGCACUGCCAAGCAAUAUAAAAUAUUUCGCAAAGCAACGCCAAAUCGAUAAAUAAGCGCAUACUAUGUACAAAUUGCAAAUUUGGUCCAAACAAACACAACAAAAAUCAUCAAAAUUAAUUAAACGACCAAAACAACAACAACACCUAAAGCAAGAACCACCGCCUCAAACAACACGCGAAUUGCAUCAAUUGCAGCGGAAAAUACGUGCAACAAAAACAAUUGCAACAGCAACUACACAGUUUGCCAGCAAGUUAGAAAAAGCAACAAGUUCAUACAACAACAACAGCAACAAGCAAUUACUUUUAUAUUAUAUACACUUGUUAAACGCUUAUCAGCAACAAUUGCGCGCGUUUAGCAAUUUAUUGCAUUUGAUCACACAUUUCCUGCAAAGCAGACGUGCGCAUCAGCUGAUCGAAAGGUCUGAGCUGAGAUAUUUUAUCGAUUAUACAUAGCGAAGCGAUAGUUGCGUGGCGAUCGAAAGCAGCGACCGACAGCAGCAGCAGCAACGACGCAAUAACAAUACUUUUGCGACAACGUCAACAGCCCCGUUAAUUAACGGCACAGAAGAAGUAGUAAAAUAAAUCAAUUUUAUUUUCCUACAAACAAAACAAAUAAAACUUAAAAGAGCAGACACAACGCUUUCGCGAAACACAAGGGAACGAAACGAAACACAUUGGCACGCAGUGACAACGACACAUAGCGACGCCAUGAAUAUCGAUAGUCCGAUUUUUGUGCCGCGCAAUAACGCGCCAAUCGUCUCCACGCCGGCGGCACAGCUCAAGGUGUCGGGUGCACCACUGGUGGACUCUAAAGUGCCCAAGUCCCCGUCGGCUCUAGGCAUCACAAUGCCACCCAUUGCAGGCAAAAUCACAGAUAACAACAAUUUUAAGCACAACAACAACAAUAUGGGCGGCUAUUGGCCUCUCUUCAACAAUGCCGCGGCAUACUAUCCAUGCGGCAUUAGCGGCAAAUAUUUGCAAUUUUGCCAGCAGCAACAACAACAACAGCAGCAGCAAUAUAUGCAACACUUUUUGCAGCGUCAAAGAACUUUGCCGAACUUUCACAAUCAGUGGACGCAGAGGAAAAAUUUAAAUGCCGCAAUCGGCCAGCGACAACAGCAGCAGCAACAACGUAAGCAAAUAACAAAAACGACAGCAGCAGCAGCAAUAUCGACGGAAAUGUCUGCACAGCAGAAUCAGCAGCGGCGUAAGAAGCAGAAAAUGCAACAACAAAAACAACAACAAACGGCGGAACUACGGCAACAACAACAAGUGAAUAUUACAAAAUUUCCGAUUGCGAAUAAAACAACGGAUUCGCUUUCGCCGAAGUUAACAGUUGCAACAACAACAACAAUCUCAAACCAAGAUACGUUGUUGUUGUUGCCAGCAGCUGAAGAAAUUAUCAACAUUACUGUUGUAAACGACUAUAAUUUAAACAGCAAUAAUAUUGUUAUCGACAAAAAUACAAUUUCGAACAACAACAACAAAGUGGAUGAAGAUAUCAAUAUGGCAACACUUGCAAUAAUAAGUAAUGGUACAACCGCGUUGCCAAACCAAUCAACUCAAUUGGUUGAAGAGGCGGAAAUUUCGACAAAGAAAGAUGACACUGUGCAACGUAACGGUAGCAGAGUUGGUCAACAAAUACGUAACCCUAGAUAUUAUCAACAACAACAACAACAGCAACAAAAUGGUAGCAAUACACAAUUAAAUGCGAAAACUGAUUCAUCCGAUUCGGGUAUUUCUACAAAUGGACGUCAUCAGCAACAUCAUCAUCAUCAUUCGCAUCGUCAACAGCCACAGCAACAUAAUCAGAAACAGCGUAAAACGCGUUUGAACAGUAAACGACAAGAUAAUAACGCAACAACAAUAACAGCAACAACACAAAAACGUACAACCGAAUAUACGGUUGAUGAUUGGUUGGGUCGUGAAAUGGUUUACUGUUACGAUCAUCGGUAUAUAUCUUCAUGCGCCGAAGACAAUUUGUUGGCCGCACGCCACAAUCCAGCGCAUCGUAACAGCACUUCGAGCGACGCGGCCGCCAGCGACGACCUCAACUCCAGCUCCAGCAAUGAAGAUUUGAGCGCCGUCUACGCAGUGAUGUCGCAGCCAGACAAGAAAACCGGCAACAAGGCACGCAGAAACCGACAGCAGCGCCGCCGCAAGCGUCACGACGAGCAGAGCGCCGACCAACUUCAAGCCAUUCCCAUGGAUGUCGACGAGGACAGCAAAGAAAAUCGACGUCCCGCACAGCAGCAUGUACAGCAGCAACAACAGCAACAGCAGCAGCAACAACAACAAACAUCAAAGGCAGCCAGCGUUAACUUGCGUAAACAAUGCACAAAGGCAGCCGCUUUGAAAGCGGUCAAUAAACACAACAACGGCAACAACAACAGCAAUAAUAACGUAAAACCGAUUAGCGGCGCACAUGCGCUCACCAAUUCAGCAUCGAAUUCAUCGGUAUGCAGCGCCCUCUCCUCGGCAUCGUCUACAUAUUCGCUCUCAUCCUCGGCAUCGAGCACAUCGUCCGCCGCGAGCUCACCCACCAAUUCGGCGAAUUGCUCACCCACUGCCUCGCCUACCGCCAGCAAGCGUAAUACAGAGAAUUUCCGUAAGAUAGCACGCGCACUCGCACCACCUCUGCGCCAGCACACCAAACUGAAUAUGUCCGAGCUCGAAUUGGUGCAACAGUUGCGCCGUUACAUCAUUGAUCCGAAUUUGUUACGCGUCUACGGCUAUCCGGUCGAGAGCGCCAUACAUGAGGGCUGUAUCGAGAUCUACAAGUGUUUGCCACGCCCCUCCGGUGUACAUACGCAUCACUCGGCAACCAAAACGGAUGUCGUCAACACCGUCGAUGGCUUGCAGGUGCACUAUACGUCGACCAGCAGCAGCACGACAACCACCACGAGUUUAAAGGCACAAUGGACGCUCUGCGGUGAUAAUGCUACCGAUUCAGGUCAGGGUUCGGGCGACUCCAGUCCGCCUUCAAUGGAUUCGGACUCGAGCGAGGCAGGUGAGGAUGAACCCGCUACCACCACUGCUUGCUUCACACCCGACGGCAGCUAUCAGAUAUUCUCACAGUACGAUCAAUCGUUGGAGAAGCAGUGUGUACGUUGUAUGCGCACUUUCCACGUUACCGAGACCGGUGAGUACCUCAGUUAUGAGAGCUGUACUUUCCACUGGGGUAAACUGUAUAAUCUGUAUACCGGCAGCAAGGGUUACACGACACAAUACACAUGUUGUGCCGGCACCAAGGAUACAGAAGGUUGCUCGCGCAAUCCCUUGCAUGUGUGGACCGGCGCUGUGGUCGGCAUUAACGGCCCCUAUACCGAUUUCCUGCAUACACGUGCACGUUGCGAUGAUAAACCGACCAAAGUGUAUGCGCUCGACUGUGAAAUGUCCUUCACCGGGCGUGGGCUCGAAGUCACUAAAGUGACGGUGGUCGGUUACGAUGGUCAGCUCGUCUAUGAGCAUUUCGUGCGACCCGAAGUCGAAAUUGUCGACUAUAAUACACGUUUCUCGGGUAUCACCGAGAAAGAUCUCUGUGCACACGCGAAUAAAAGCGUCAAAACGCUAGCCGAAGUGCAGCGCGAUUUACUGCAGCUGAUCGAUGCCGAAACCAUACUGAUCGGUCAUGGUUUGGACAAUGAUUUGCGUGUGCUGCGAAUAGUGCAUAAAACGAUCAUCGACACAUCGAUCGCAUUCCCGCAUUCGAGUGGCUUCCCCUAUCGGCGCGCACUUAAGAACCUGACGAAGGCAUGUCUCAAUCGUGACAUACAGUGUAGCGAUGCGGGACACAGCAGUUUUGAGGAUUCGCGCGCCUGCCUGGAAUUGAUGUUGUGGAAAGUGCGUAAAGAAAUGCGACCGACGGCGUAUUGAGCGGCAAGCAAGCGAUUGUUGAAUAUAUGUGUGUGAGAGGGAGGGUAAAAGUGAAACAGUGGGGCGUUUCACAGUGUGUGCAUGUGUUUGUGUGUGAGUGAGUUUUUUUAUACAUACAUAUACAUAUUGUAUAUUGUGUUCGUAUGCGUAUAUUGUAACUUUUGCUGGUUAAACUUGUAAAUGAAAAUGUUGUUGUUAUUUUUUAUUUACAAGCUCUCGUUUCAUUUCUUAUUAAUUAAUCAGGCAUACAAAUACACUUACAUACAUACAAUUAUACAUAUGUUAUAGUAUAUGUUGUCAAGUUUAAAGUUGUGUAAACUUGUUGCUUGCGGGUCCAGACGCCGUGACUCGCGCGAAUUAAUUCAAAACCGUACCAGAAGAAAGUGGAAAAUCUCUUUAUUAUUCAAAAGCUGCUGAUGUUCACGUUACAAAAAUGGAGCGGAAUUUUUAAAAAAAUGUACUGAUUUAUUGCUGUGAUUUUUUGCACUAGCGCGCGCUGUUCUCAUUUAAAUUUUUAGUUCACCACCUUCGUAAAUUCAAAUGAAUCAUGUAGAGUGAAAUCGAAAAAUGUUUAAAAAAAAUUAUGUUAAAGACAUGAAAUACAGACAAAAGUGAAAUAGAUUAAAUUUUUUAAAAUGAUAUUAUUUCAGAUAUGUUUUUUUUUUAAUAAUUUAUUUUUUUUCAAAUAAUUUUCAAAUUUUUGUAUAUUUGAAUUUUUGUAUUUUUGAAUUUUUUAAAAUUAUUUAUUUAUUCUAAUUUUUUUAAAUAUUUUUAUACAAAAUUUUUAAAAAAUUAUUAUUGUUAUCAACAUUUGGAAAAACUCUAAAUAAUAUUACAUUUGCUCAGAAUUUCAAAAAAAUUUUAAUUAAAUAUUUGUUUUUUAACUUUUUUUGAAGAGAAUUUUGUUUCUUGUCCCAAAACGAUAUGUUUUUUAGUUGGUUUCGGAAGAGGAUUUAUUUAAAUUAUUAUUAUUUUUUUAACUAUCAAUAAUAUUAUUAUUUUUCCUUUUGUAUUAGAUUUUUUUCAGAAGUUUUUUGUUGUAUACUUUUUUUGGAAAUAUCAAUUUAAACAAUUUUUUUUUGAUUAAAAAUUGUGUAAGAUUUUUUGUAAAAUUUCACUCCAAUUUUGCCAAAGUAGUUUUCGUGCGAAAUAAAUUUUCAAACAAUGAUUGUCAAUACAAAUGUACAAUAGACAAAAAUUUAUCGAUUUGCAACCACAUUCAUAAGGAAACAUACGAAUAUUAUUUAUGUAUUUGCAUUUCAUAAAAUUUUUUUUUACAAAACGUACAUACAAACACAUACAUAAAUACAUGUAAAAACUACGCUAAAAAAUGUAGUUAAAAUUUUACAUUGUUAAUAAUCAUUUUUAACAUUGUUAAAAUAUAUACGAUUUACCAAUUGACUUUUUAUUUCAUUAAUUUAAAAUUAAUUUUCCAUAAUAACAUGUUAUUUUUUUAUUUAUUGACGAUUACAUCAUUCAUUUACGAUUAGACAAAAAAAUUUAAAUAACACACAAAAUAAAUUUAAAACAAAAUUUAAAUUUUAAAAUAAUUUUUUAUUUAAGUAAAACAAAAAUAUAAUUAAAAUUAAUAAAACUAGUUUUGCUAAGAAAAAAAUUAAUGUCCAAAAAAUGAAAAUAUACCUAAAAGCACAAAAAAAUAUUUUUUUAAAUCGUUUGUAAGGUGGUAACACAUAUGUUAACCUCCCACCAUUUCAUGCAAGUUUAGUUUAGUGAUUUUUUUAAAGUUAUAAUUGUAAGAUUACUACGAUAGAGAGAAUAUAUAAAAAUAUAUCAUUUUGUAAAAGAGAAGCAAGAAAUAUAAGCUGUAAUUUUUUUGGUUGCAUUAUUGUGAAAAUUUUUUUUUUAAUAUUUAACUUUUUGUAUGCAAAAGCAACACUGGAAGCCAAAUGCAGUUGGUAAAAGAAAGCAGUGAAAAAACAACAAUAUUUUGUGCAGCAAUGUUGCGUUGUUUAUAACAUUAAAUCAAACAUAAAUAUGUAAGAAAAA